Drosophila willistoni is the source of this 957-nucleotide messenger RNA. Its product is annotated as DNA repair protein RAD51 homolog 3. Gene Ontology annotation, molecular function: ATP-dependent DNA damage sensor activity; crossover junction DNA endonuclease activity; ATP binding. Bases 94 to 846 code for a protein of 250 amino acids. Gene Ontology annotation, cellular component: replication fork; Rad51C-XRCC3 complex; Rad51B-Rad51C-Rad51D-XRCC2 complex. Gene Ontology annotation, biological process: reciprocal meiotic recombination; meiotic DNA recombinase assembly; DNA repair. The transcript has 5 exons. NCBI's taxonomy places the organism in Eukaryota, Metazoa, Arthropoda, Insecta, Diptera, Drosophilidae. The record is from RefSeq and is a predicted model, not a curated record.
UAAAAAAAAAAUACCACAAAUUUUGGACUGCGUUGGCGCAAACCGGUACUAAAAAAAGCGCGAAAUAUUUUAAAUUAUAGCGUUGAAGUGAAAAUGCUUUCUUUGCAAAAUAUAUGUAAAAAGUCCAGCUUUGACUUACAUAACAAACGGUGCUUUAGAAUCUCAACAGGAAACAAAUCACUCGAUGUGCACUUAAAGGGAGGGAUUCCUUUAGGCAAACUUAUAGAGCUCAUUGGUAAUCCGGGGACAGGAAAAACACAAAUGUGUAUGAAGCUCUGCCUUAAUGUACAAUUGCCCAGGACUUUAGGUGGAUUAGAUGGUGAAUCUUUAUUUUUUGACACAAGACGCGAUUUUAAUCCUAACCGUCUUAAAGAACUAGCCGAUGAGUUUGAAAGGCGUUAUUCGACAGCUGGUAAAUCGAAAGCUAUGAAUGCUGAACAAAUGCUACGCAAUGUCCAUUAUGUUCAAUGUACUAGCCCCGCUCAUCUAAUAGCUCAAGUGCGAAUGACCAAUAAAUAUCUAGCAGCAAAUCCAAAUAUAAAAAUAAUCAUUAUCGACUCUUUAUCUUUUGCUCUCCGUAUGAUACAAACAGUUCGUCAGCGCUAUGAGCUCCUGCUAGAACUGUACGUGAGCAUGCGAAGUAUGUUGUACCAGCAUCAGGAUCAGGUGACUUGGAUAGUAACGAACGUAUUUACAAAUUACUACAAUCGGAGAAGCAAAAAAUAUUGCCGAGUACCCGGCAUGGGAAGAAUGCAUUCAAUUUUGGUGAAUGAGAGAAUUUGGUUUUCGCAAAACGGUACCUAUUACCUAGGUAAAAAUGAAAAGACUCGGAGGAUCAUUGAAUAAUAGAAAUUACUCCAGCUGUGUGAUUUAAUGUGUGGAUUAAUUAUUAUAUAUAUAUGUACAUAUGUACAUACAUGCAUAUAUAUUUCUACAACUAUUGCUAUCGAUUCUAAA